CGGGAGUGGAAAAAUGAAGGCAGCAAAAGAUACAUGUGCACUGGCCGGCCUGGCUGGUUGACUGUAUCGCUUCGCGUUGGAAAGUAUAAGAAGAUUCAUAAGAACAUCAUGAUCAACUUAAUGGACGUUCUGGAAGUGGACACUGAAAGACAGGUUGUUCGUGUGGAACCUUUGGUGUCCAUGGGCCAGUUGACUGCACACCUGAACCCCAUGGGCUGGACUAUUCCUGUGGUACCAGAGCUUGAUGAUCUCACAGUAGGUGGCCUGAUCAUGGGAACUGGCAUCGAGUCUUCAUCCCAUAUAUAUGGCCUUUUUCAACAUACCUGUGUGGCCUAUGAACUCGUUCUUGCUGACGGAAGCCUUGUGAGAUGUUCACCAACUGAAAAUUCAGACCUAUUUUAUGCAGUGCCUUGGUCUUGUGGCACUCUGGGUUUCCUGGUUGCAGCAGAAAUAAAAAUGAUUCCUGCCAAGAAAUAUAUCAAGAUACAUUAUGAGCCUGUGAGAGGACUGCAGAAGAUUUGCGAGAAGUUUAGUGAAGAAUCUAAGAACAAGGAGAACAGCUUUGUGGAAGGACUUGUGUAUUCCCUGGAAGAAGCGGUCAUCAUGACAGGAGUCUUGACUGAUGAAGCUGAGCAAAGCAAGAUAAACAGAAUUGGCAACUACUACAAGCCGUGGUUCUUUAAACAUGUGGAGAAGUAUUUGAAAGCUGACAGGACGGGAACAGAAUACAUUCCCUCAAGACACUAUUACCAUAGACAUACCCGCAGCAUCUUCUGGGAGCUCCAAGACAUCAUUCCUUUUGGCAAUAACCCUGUUUUCCGUUACCUGUUUGGCUGGAUGGUUCCUCCAAAAAUCUCUUUGUUGAAACUCACCCAAGGAGAAGCGAUUCGAAAGCUGUACGAGCAACACCAUGUCGUACAGGACAUGUUGGUCCCAAUGAAGAGCCUUGAAAAAUCUAUCCAGACCUUCCAUGCUGACCUUAAUGUGUACCCUCUUUGGUUAUGUCCUUUCAUAUUGCCCAAUAAUCCUGGUAUGGUCCACCCAAAAGGGGAUGAAGCAGAACUCUACGUGGAUAUAGGAGCUUAUGGAGAGCCCAAGAGGAAACAAUUUGAAGCCAGGGCUUCAAUGAGGCAAAUGGAAAAGUUUGUCAGAAGUGUGCAUGGCUUCCAGAUGCUCUAUGCAGAUUGCUAUAUGACCCGUGAGGAAUUCUGGGAUAUGUUUGACGGUUCGUUAUACCACAAGCUGAGGGAGCAAAUGAAUUGCAAGGAUGCCUUUCCGGAAGUGUACGACAAAAUCUGCAAAGCUGCGAGGCACUGAGCCUCAGUGGUCUAACCAAGCAAUCAGGGAAAGAUGAAUUUACCUAUAGCUAGUCAGUAUAUCCUUUAAAAAAAAAGCUUUAUUGCUCUCCAAAUAAGCUCAUUGUUGUUGAUGUUUAAAGAUAUGAAUUCCUGCUUUAUACAUUUCUGUUUAGUAUUUCUUCGUAUGUUUUAAAAACCAAUUUUCCAAACUCAAGAGUGAUUGUUUUUAAGAAAUCUUAAGUGCUAGCCUUUGUAUCUGAUGCAGUAGCAUAGGUGAGUUCACCUAUUUCCAAGCAUCAGAAACAUAAUCGGAAAGGGAGACACUGGAAUUACACCAGUUGUAUACUCUAUUCAAUGUUACUUUUGAAAAUGGUGAGGAGGGCUCAGAAAAAGGUGCCAAAGCUGAACGCAUGGUCAGAUUAAUC
Molecule: messenger RNA, 1723 nt
Organism: Eurypyga helias (sunbittern)
Lineage: Eukaryota; Metazoa; Chordata; Aves; Eurypygiformes; Eurypygidae
Gene: DHCR24
Product: 24-dehydrocholesterol reductase
Exons: 8
Coding region: 34-1317 (427 amino acids)
Biological process (GO): steroid metabolic process
Cellular component (GO): membrane; cytoplasm
Molecular function (GO): Delta24(24-1) sterol reductase activity; FAD binding
Source: RefSeq, a predicted model, not a curated record